GAAAGUUGAAUCGAACUUGGCACCAUGAAUUUGGAACAGUUUGGUUGCUUUAGAUUUUUGCAGUCCACGUCUACUGUACCGCAUCAGUUUAGGAAAUUAUUGAAACUUGGCCAGGUUUUGACGCAUGGGCACUUGGGACCAGAGGCACCCACAGUGUUUUGCAACACUUCUUGGAGGAGCACUGGCGCAUCAAAGACAUGCAGUCCAAAUUUUCCCUGAUUAAAGUAAAAGUUUUGCUUGUAAGCCUGCUGAACGGAUUUCGAGAUCUUACUCUCAUGGGUGUGCAGGCCUUUGAUUUCAAUCACAUGAACAAUGUCCUGAUUUCCCGGGACUGCAGAAAAGCUCGACUCAUUGACAUUGAUGGGAAUAGCAAAGGCUCUAUUCAGUUUCCCUCAGAAUACACUCGGGGGAGUGGCGAAGAGGGUCUCUUCAAGCCUGCGCUUGAUGUGGAUCUUUCAUUGGUUUUGCCCGUUGUAGUGCAACAGCUGAUAUGUGGCAAAGGCCGUGGAACUCUCUUCGUCACGGAGCUGAUUAGCAAAGUUCGGCGUGCGAAGAACGACGAGGAGGCCAAAGAGCUUAUUCGUCACAUUGUGCAGGAGGAUUUCUUCCGAUACUCGAAAGGUACAAAUCAAGAUGAGAAGACAGAAAAGCACCUCUCCAAAGUCGUGGAAUGGUUCUACGCGCUGCUGAUGAAGCGCGCUCCCUGGACAACAUGGACCAACGAUAUCUACGAUGCUAUGCGUUGUAUUGACCAUUUGCCUAUCAGUUGACGAAGGUGAUGACUGCGAGUGCAGAUUGAGCAGACUCUGACACACUCCUGGAAUGGCCAAUGUCACAAGCAUCCUGAAGGAGAUAGGACCUGCCAGACUUCUUCGGUUGGAAGAUCUCGAGAUUUGCAAAGCGUGGGGCCACGUGUGGGCGGAACAUGUCCGCCCGGUUGUUCAUGGAUGUCUUGCCAAUGAUCGAUGGGAGCUGCGUCCCAGAGGGCAAAGCCGCAUUGAUUGAGGUGAUUGGAAAAAUGGAGAGGAUCAAAC
Durusdinium trenchii is the source of this 1034-nucleotide messenger RNA. The record is from the annotation of a GenBank genome assembly. Lineage: Eukaryota; Dinophyceae; Suessiales; Symbiodiniaceae.